Pangasianodon hypophthalmus (striped catfish) is the source of this 6831-nucleotide messenger RNA. It is a transcript of the gene usp8, whose product is annotated as ubiquitin specific peptidase 8. Gene Ontology annotation, molecular function: cysteine-type deubiquitinase activity. Lineage: Eukaryota; Metazoa; Chordata; Actinopteri; Siluriformes; Pangasiidae. Gene Ontology annotation, biological process: Ras protein signal transduction; protein K48-linked deubiquitination; endosome organization. The transcript is spliced from 19 exons. The record is from RefSeq and is a predicted model, not a curated record. The coding region runs from base 422 to 3634 and encodes 1070 amino acids. Gene Ontology annotation, cellular component: postsynaptic density; midbody; extrinsic component of plasma membrane.
AAAAACUUGUUCCGGGAAUCAGCUGUAGCAGUUAGCAACUGUUCCUCUGCUAACUAGUGCUAAGCUAGUGUAUAGCUACAGUUAUUAAUGUUUUAGCUAAUAAUGUACAAGUUCGUAUAUUGUUUAUUGAUUAGCUGAGUGGAUUGCAAAAUUAUUAGCACUGCAAAGGUUGUUUCUAGAGUUAGCUUAGCGUGCUAGUUUGCUAAUGCUAGGCUCUGGAGUGCUGUUUACACGGAUAGUUUGGCUACUUCCUGAUUAUUUACUUUGAAGAAACGUUGGGAUUAGUGACACUUCUGUAGGUUUGAGAAAAAAAAUACAGAAUUAACACUUUUUUGUUUUUGUAAUAUGUGUAAUGAGCUGAUGAGAAUGUGAGGAAUUUUAAUUAUUGCUGUGAGUUGAGAUUGAAACCUCGAGCCUGAAGAUGCCUGGAGUGGCUACAGGAGUGAAGGAGCUUUAUCUCUCCACCUCACUGGGAGAUCUGAACAAAAAAGCUGAGGUCAAACCCGAAAAAGUCAGCACCAGGCACUAUGUUCAGAGUGCGUGUAAGCUGUUUAAAGCGGCAGAGGAGUGCCGUCUGGACCGAGACGAGGAGAAAGCCUACGUCCUCUACAUGAAGUACCUGACUGUCUAUGACCUCAUCAAGAAGAGGCCGGACUUCAAACAGCAACAGGACUUCUUCAUGUCCAUGCUCGGGCCAUCGAGCUUUAAGAAGGCCAUCGAGGAGGCGGAGAAACUCUCUGAGAGUCUGAAGCUCAGGUAUGAAGAGGUAGAGGUGCGGAAGAAGCUGGAGGAGAGAGAGAAGAGAGAGGAGAAGGAGAGACGAGAACAGAAGGCGGAAAAGGACAAAGGACGAGCGUCGCCCAAAGGCCCAGAGAACAGAAAGGAGAGCAAAAAGGCUAAAGAACAGAACGAGCUGAAGAGUGUGAACUCACCAGCGCCCCUGAGUGGAGGUAUUAGCGCUCAGCAGUUGUACUCUAUGAUGAAGGACCCUAACCUGAGUGUGUUAGUGAUGGACGCUCGAAAACAAGCGGACUUUGAGGAGUCACACAUGGCGGUGCCGAAUCAGAAGUGCAUCAGUGUUCCUGAGGAGGCCAUCAGACCCGGGAUCACAGUGAAUCAGAUCGAGGUGAAGCUGCCGUCAGAGUCUCUGCCUCAGUGGAAGCAGCGUGGCUUUGCUGAUUACAUCAUCGUGCUAGACUGGUUCAGCUCCAUACCAGACCUGAAACUGGGCACGACCCUACAGAGCCUGAAGGAUGCGCUGUACAAGUGGGACAGUGUGACGAUCCUGCGCACGGAGCCUCAGGUUCUAGAGGGAGGCUAUGAGAACUGGCUGCUUUAUUAUCCGAUGUUCACCAGCAACGCCAAGAUCAGACCCCCACGCCAACAAACACACACCCUGGUACCAGAGUUGAAUUUCAGCUACCCGUGUCUGGAGGAGACUCCGCCCGAACCUGAAAGUGUGUGUGUGAGGGACGGUGUGGAAGAUGUACAGGCUAAUGGCACUGUAGAUGCGGACACAAACGGCAAGACCACUGCGCCGGAUAUACACACUCGCACACACACUCCUUCACCGACCACACAACCAGCGUCCACGCCGACGCCAACACCAACACCAACACCAACACCAAGGGUGUCCAGUGUUCCAAGUCCAAAGCAGCCUGUAGCUACGGCAAAGACAAUACCACAGUUCGACCGAUCAACCAAGCCGGUUAAACCCUCAGAAGCUGGAAAGCCAAGCCCCGAGGGUGGAGCCAAAGAGGGCGGGGCCAAAGAAGCUAAGGCCAAAGAAGGUGGGGCUAAAGAUGCGCCUGUUUCCACAGUGACCAAUGGUCCAGUGAUUCCGGAUCGUUCAGUCAAGCCAUACCUUGAGGAUAAGAAAGCAAGAGAGAAGGAGGAAGAGGAGAAACGACAGAGAGAAGAGGAGGAGAAGACGGAGAAGACGAAGAAGAAGAAGGAAGAGGAGGAGGAAGAGGAGGAGGAGGAGGAGAAGGAGAAGAGGAAGAAACUGGAGCGCCAGAAGGCGGAGGAAGAGGAGGAGAAAAUGGAGGAAGGAGAUGAGAAAGGAAAGAGAGGAGUGAAGGAUCAGACGCUGGACGCUCAGCUCAAGAGCAUGUCUCUGGAUUCUCCUCUGCCCCACACCGCUGUCUCAGAUAUAAAGCGGGAGCCUCUGACCCGUGCUCGGAGUGAGGAAAUAGGAAGGGUGGUACCUGGGCUACCUGAGGGCUGGAUGAAGUUCCUGGACACGGUCACCGGGACGUAUCGGUAUUAUCACUCCCCCACCAAUCGUGUGCACCUCUACCCCCCUGAGGUCACGCCCCCUGCCACGCCUCCAGCCACUCCCUCCAAGCCCAAGCCCCGCCCUGGAGCAUCAGAGAAAGAGAAGGAAAAAGAGAAGGAGCAAGAGAGGGAAAGAGAGAGAGAGCAGUCCAAACUGAAACGCUCGUACUCCUCCCCGGAUAUCACCCAGGACCUGAACGCAGAGGGGGCCAGAAAACCCACACACACACCCACAGUGAACAGAGAUACCAAACCCGUGACUGCCACUUCCUACGCUAAAGCUGAGAUCGCUCGUCCAUCUGCCGCUAAGAUCCGGACCAUGAACCCGAUAUUUGGCGGAUUGGGUCCGUGUCUAACAGGCCUGCGGAAUUUAGGGAACACCUGCUACAUGAACUCAAUCCUGCAGUGUUUGUGUAACACGCCGUUCAUGGCCAAUUAUUUCAACACGAACCGCUACCAGGAAGACAUCAACAGGUCGAAUAUCCUGGGCCAUAAGGGCGAGGUGGCCGAGGAGUUUGGUGCGAUUAUGAAGGCUCUGUGGUCGGGUCAGUUUAAGUACAUCAGCCCUCGGGACUUUAAAAUCACCAUUGGUAAAAUUAACGACCAGUUCUCUGGCUACGAGCAGCAGGACUCCCAGGAACUUCUGCUGUUCCUGAUGGACGGCUUACAUGAGGACCUCAACAAGGCGGAUAACCGGAAGCGAUGGAAGGACGAGGCGUGUGAUACGAUGGAUGAUGUCAACGCGGCGGACUGGGCGUGGCAGAAGCACAAGCUGCUGAACGAAUCGAUCAUUGUGUCACUGUUCCAGGGUCAGUUCAAGUCCACGCUGCAGUGUCUGACAUGCCACCAUCGCUCUCGCACCUUCGAGACCUUCAUGUACCUGUCACUGCCGCUCGCAUCAUCCUAUAAGUGCUCUCUGCAGGAGUGUUUGAAGCUGUUCUCUAAGGAGGAGAAGUUGACGGACAAUAAUAAGGUGUUCUGCCCUCACUGUAAAGCUCAGAGGGAAUUCACCAAGAAGCUGGAGAUCUGGAAGAUUCCGCCCAUCCUGCUCGUACACUUAAAGCGGUUCUGGUAUGAGGGUCGGUGGAAGCAGAAGCUCCAGACCUCGGUGGAUUUCCCGCUGGAGAACUUGGACCUGUCUCAAUACGUCAUCGGGCCGAAAUCAAACCUAAAGAGAUACAACCUGUACGCCGUGUCUAAUCAUUACGGUGGUCUGGACGGAGGUCACUACACGGCGUACUGUAGGAAUGCGGCUCGGCAGAACUGGUUUAAAUUCGACGAUCACGAGGUGUCUGAAAUCUCCACCUCCUCAGUCAAGUCGUCUGCUGCCUACAUCUUCUUCUACUCCUCUCUCUGAGGCCACACCCACCCGGACCGCCACGCCCCGAGUCCUGACUGACCCGAGAGCCAUCAGAGCUGCUGUGGGUGGAGCUUAAAGGCCCAACUGAAGAAGCUGAUGGAGGGGUUUUAGUGAGAAUGUGAAAGAUGUGAAAGUCUCCCUCUCUCUCUCCUCGCUCUCUCUCUCUCUCUCUCUCUCUCUCUGUGUCUCUCUCGCUAUAGUGAAAUCUGUUAUUCCUGACUGUACUAGAAGGGGGCGGAGCUUUCUCCCUGCCCGCCAUUGUUCUGCCUUUGGACACUAAUGACGUUUGGGACACAGCCGAGCGCAGUCUGAUCUUCCGCUUUUGAGAAUGAACUCACGAGCUCAUGUACAUAUCGCUAAUGUCUUGUCUUUUUUUUUUUUUGUUUUCUUUUAUUUUUUGUUGUAAAUUUACAUUUAAAGUGACCAAAUCCUCCCCAAGAGUGAACGAGUCGCCUGUCUGUCUUUCAUCGCACCGAUCCAGUCUUUUUAAUUUUUAUUCUUCGUCAGUGGUCUUAGUAUUGGCCGAGUACGCAAAUGACUCCUUGCUGCCUAUAGAGUGACAUAAAGGCACUUGUACCCUAUAUAGUGAAUCACGUGUGAUUUGGGAUUCACUUCCUGCCCUAAAUAGGGCAUACAAUAUUAACAAUAUUAACCCUUGACUUAUGCACUACACAUACAACCGGGGGCCAUUUUUGGUGCGUCUCAGUCAUCUCGCUAGUUCAGUAGUCAGAGCGCUGAUCAGGGAGGCGGCCAUUUUAAGUUCGGUCUCAAUCGCAAAAAUCCUUCCAGUGCACUGGUACGUUUGCGCCUGAUAAAUCCCACAAUGCAAUACGUUCCUUACUGGAAAUGAGUCAUAAUUUCUGAAGCCACUCGGCUUGAAAGAAAUUGCAUACGAACUCUCAGCCAAUUUCAUCUAGCUUGUUAUCGUUGUCGUAGCUUUUAAAUGAUUGCUUACGUUAGCGAUUUUAACUUUAUUUGACGUUCUGUGUAUACGGUGUGUUUGAGUCGAAUGACUUUUAAGUGUUUAAUGAUUUUAAAUAAAUCCACUAGCGAGCUACGAUCCUGUUUGAAGCACCAUGACGGCGAGAAAUUUGUGUGAUUAAGCUGAUAAAUUUAUUAGCCAUAUAACGUCAGAAAGAUAUCGGUCCUGCCUGUUGGUGUUAAACGCCAGUUGUGACGUUUUACAACGCGAGUACGUCGUCAUGGCGCCGAAAUUGAGUCAUCAGCAUCCCCGUGUGUAGUGACCCCAGGGUCCUAGUGCCUGGACUAAUGUACACGAUCUACUGAUUCACCACCGGGGGAGCUAGCGAGCAGAUUGAGACGCUCCCACAAUUUAUCUAUCUAUCUAUCUACACCCUAUGUAGUGCACUAUAUGUCCAGUAGGGGGAGAUUUGAGAUUCUACUGUCUGUCUGUUAUUCCCUAAUACAGACCUGCCAAUCUUUACAAUUUUUUUUGCGUAGGAGCGUUUAAAAUUUUAACAUCGGAGGACACUGCUAAGAGUUACUACUCAACACACACCGUGUCUUCAUUCCACCCCUCCAUCUCAGAAACAGAAAAAACAGCCAACUGACAUAUGAAUCUGGAAUGAUUGACAGUUUUAUAGCUGUUUUGAACUCUCUGAUAUGAACUGCCCCCCUGGAAGCUCCGCCCCUUUCCCCUGUGUACUACAUUUUACCCUCAGCCCCUUUUAUAUAUUUUUAUUGGAACUAUGCAUCAUUCCCAUUCAGGAUUGGCAGGUCUGCUAAUAUUAUUAAACUACAUAGAGUAUAAAAUAUUAAACAACAAGCCAAUAUCAGGGUCGGUGCCUCGCUACUCGUCACUUUAGUCUUUAAUUAUUCUGAGCCAGUAGUCACGUUUUUGUUAUUAACAUAUCAUGUAGAGCUGAGCUCGUUAUCUCAUUAUCUCAUCUCGUUAUCUUGGCAUUUAUGUAUUUGUGUGUUAAGUCUUUCAUCAAUCUGUCUUUCUGAUCCAUGUUUAUAAACUAAUGCAGUGAUCUCUCUCACACACACACACACACACACACACCUGUACACUAUAACGUUUAUUUAUAUAUACAUAUAUAUAUACAUAUAUGUGCUAAGUCUGAGCGUAGCUUAGCAAACUAAUGAACUCCAGUAGUUAGGGUGUAGAAGAUGGUUUAGUGAAGCGAAUGCACGACACGUUCUCGUCGUAAAGUCCACCUGCGCUAAUGAUGACGUCAGAACGACGUAAACCUGCGAGGACGAUAAAGACCGAACAGGAAAAGAGUACGUUGUUAGACGAUCCUGCUGUCCUGCAGUUUUCACUCCGUAAAUUUAUCUCCUCGUCCGAGCGCUAACCUCAGACGAGGAUCUUACGCACUCACGCACUUCAUCUUUGGAUUCUGAUUGGCUCACUCCUGCUGCUCCCCCCCUCCCCCCUGAUCAUUAUUCUGAUUUUCUGGUUUCCUUCUAUAGGUUUAUUCCUUCUGAAUCCCUAGUCUGCAGGUCUAUAGUUUCUUUCUCUCCUUGUUUCUAGUGUCCUUAGUUUUUUUCCCUUGUUUGCAGGUCCCUGGUUUUCUUGUCCCCAUGUUUCUAGUUUAGAGGGAGUAGUUUCUUUUCUCUCUUUUUUGCAGGUCCCUACUUUCUUUCUUCCUUCAUUUCCAGGGUUCCUAGUUUCCUGUCCCUUUUCCCUCUUCUUGUCCCUGAUCUCAUUUCUUCUUGAUUUCUUUAUUUUUAAAGUUCUCUUGUUCUGUUUUCUUUCGUCCCUAAAAAUCUCUCGCUCAGUGUUACGUAACAAAUUCUUCAGCAAUGUAGAUCAGAUGAGAGACAAUGCUGGGCUUUAUCAUACUAAGUGUUGGUGCGGUCAGACUGUAGGAUCCGACUGUAGCGCCAACGAUUUUUAAUUUCACCUCCACAUGCACACGGACACAGAGUGGGCGGAGCUUGUUGAGUCCCGCCCAUUGCAGUGUUCAUUCAGGCAAAGAAAUCAGAUGGCUUCUGAGCAUAAACAUUAAACUGAACGUUGGUCAAGGGUUUGAUGAGUUAUGAAACGUCAGGCACAACUGAUCACCCUUUAUCUCCAGCCGGCAUUGUUCUCACUGACACACACACACACUCACACACUCACACACUCGCACACUCACACACACUCAGUGUUAGAGAUGGAUCACUCAGUGGACCGUAUACUCAUGUGUAGUUAACCAGCUGUGACAAUAAAGCUAAUCAAACACUGA